Molecule: messenger RNA, 489 nt
Organism: Menidia menidia (Atlantic silverside)
Lineage: Eukaryota; Metazoa; Chordata; Actinopteri; Atheriniformes; Atherinopsidae
Source: the annotation of a GenBank genome assembly
AUGAUUGAGAAUGAGGCAGAAAACACUGAGGCCUUCAAUGCAACACCGGGCACUGGUUCUUAUUGGAUCGGUCUGUACAGGAACCCCUGGACUUGGUCUGACCGGAGCCAAAGCUCCUUCAGGAACUGGCAUCCCAUCUACAAAGAAAACAAUGGUGGUCAACAACACUGUGUUGUAGAAAAUACAGACCAUGAGUGGGCUGAUGAAGAUUGUGGAGCUGAGUGGCCCUUCCUCUGCCAUCAAGUUUUAAGGCGGAACACCGUUUUCAGGAUGACGACUGAGGCUGAUGUUGACCUCUCUGAUUCACACAUUCAGUCCCAGGUCCUCCAGAAGGUAAACCACUUCUGCCUCAGCUGGGACUUCUCAGCAGAAACUAGAGCUCUGAAGGCUGCUUCCUCAAUUCCUUUUCAGAUGGAGGCUCUGCUCAGAGCCCGGGGAUUGACCGACGUCAAACUGCAGUGGAGGAUGAAACCCAAAAAGAAAGACUGA